Pleurotus ostreatus (oyster mushroom) is the source of this 1383-nucleotide messenger RNA. RefSeq lists its product as uncharacterized. The transcript has 3 exons. The coding region runs from base 1 to 1383 and encodes 460 amino acids. The record is from RefSeq and is a predicted model, not a curated record. NCBI's taxonomy places the organism in Eukaryota, Fungi, Basidiomycota, Agaricomycetes, Agaricales, Pleurotaceae.
AUGGCUUCCACGAGUGGCAGCACAAUGCAUUCCAUGACCAGCGGUUAUUCUUUUGCAGAGGGACUCGACCUCGAGGAGGUAUUUGACAUCAAGGCUGCUUCGUCAGAUUCGAUGGGAUAUCUCCUCGAUGACGAUCCAAGCCUCAAAUCUUUCCCUAUCAACAAUGGGCUUUUCGACGAUGAUCGCAUGGGCGCACUUUGGAAGCCCACGGAUGAUGAUCCUCAUCUAGACGAGGUUGUCAUACUCGACACUUCCGAUCCCCCGUUAGCAGUCCUACUUGGCCGCACCGUCGAGGACUGCUUUCGCGGAUUUCCGUCUCCCAGUAACCUUCCCUCUCCCCUCACUGAUUCAUCAGCUUCCUCACCGGAAACUUCGCCAUGGUGCGAACACUGGCAUCCGCUCCCGAAACAAGACCCGGACCCAGCGAUCGACAUUGUACUCGACAAAAUGUACCAGAAGAUGCGUAUCUAUUCGCCCACCCCUGAACCUGAACUCGAGCCGACAGACCAUGCCGAAACCAGCUCCUUCUCAGUAGAUAAAGCCCCAGUCACUCCUUCGGUUACUCAUUCACCUUCGGCGCGUGACAAUGAGGAAAUUGGGGAACCCUCUCACGUAAAUGCCAAUGGGACAUUAAAUGUCGAAUUACUCCGAGUCGAAGCUGCUGCGACUAUUGUACCGAGCACUACAGUGCAGACACGACCCGCUGCGCCACCGAAGAAGGCUUCUCUUCGGCCUUGUAGAUCGAGUAUGGCGAUCGCUGCUGCUUCAUCACCCGGACCUGCUAGUCCAACAAGUGAUUCAGGAGUGGAAGCGCCACACUUCGACCGGCAACUCAGAAGUCGCUCUUCUACUCCCAAAGACAUACCUUCCGCUGGACAUGAUGUGAUUGCAGUUCCGCCACCUAUAUCAUCGUCCUCCCUACUAUCGCCCAACCGCGUGUCCGUUCGGCGUCGGGCUGAUGAAGCUGAUACCGCCGAUGAUGACAUAGUUGUCGAUUCCCAGCCGCCAGCUAAGAAAGCUAGGGUUUCACCUAUCCGAACGACUGGAAAGGCUAGUCGUAAGAAGGCUAGAAUAACGUCUAGCCCGAGCGCUGGCUCCAGUGGGUCCUCAGCACAAGGUGGGCGGCCCAAGGGGCCCCACAAAUGUCCCCACCCCUGGUGCGGCAGCACUUUCUCGCGCAGGGGAGAUGUGGAACGCCAUCUGAGGAAUGCAUCGGCUCAUAUCACCAGUAUUGAUCAACUCGACGACCGGGCUCGGUGCUCGAAGUGUGGCGAGAACUUAUCUCGGGCAGAUGCUCGGAAGAGACACGAACUCAAGGGCUCUUGUGGCAAACGGACGAUACGCCAGCGUGGGGUUGCGAUACCCCGUUUACCGAAAGCCUAG